Manis javanica (Malayan pangolin) is the source of this 517-nucleotide messenger RNA. The record is from RefSeq and is a predicted model, not a curated record. Lineage: Eukaryota; Metazoa; Chordata; Mammalia; Pholidota; Manidae.
AUGGGGGACCAGGCUGCUUGCUGCCCCCUCUCCGCACGUGGGCAGGGGGCCACUGUCACUGCGGAGCGGUGGCUGCAGGAACAGGAGCCGCACUUGCGCCAGGGACAUCUAAGUCUGGCCCAGCAGAGGCUGCCCUCCAGCCACGAGGAGCCACUCCCUGGGGCCCAGGGCCCGGAAGCCUCCUGUCUGAGUGCCACCCUGACCCCUGCUCCUGGCACUCCUGGCUUCAGCCCGUCGCUGGCCGGCCUGGGCUCCUCGCACCUCCACGCCAAGCUGGUGCUGCUGAAACACACAGCUAAGCAGGACCGGGACUUCUUGGAGGAUGAACAGUUCUUCCUGGAGACCUUGACGAAAGCCUCCUACAACAUGACAUCCCAUUCAGCUUGAAGGGCCUGGCUGCCUCCUUGGCAGAGGCCUCAGAUGCCAGAACUCUGCCCCGCUGCCCUGCUGCCACUCCAGGGGGCCCAGGGAAAGCUCUGCAAGGCCCAGGGCCUGAUUACAGCUCUUCUUGUCAACA